AAUAACAUCACCUAAACGGAAUUAAAUGGUUAAAAAUUGAAACUGCAGGUACAGCAUUGUUUUAUUGAUUUAAAUUGUAUUAUAAGCAAUUGAUUGUAUCGUAUGAACAAGAAUAUUCACAUUCACCCUGUAUAUAAUUUAUCGUGAAUUCGUGAUACGAAGGUAUAUUGCUUUAUUAGUCGUGGAUAAGUAAUAACUUUGCCGUUUUUUUUUAUAGUUAUUCAGUAAAACGCUGUUUUGCAUAGGCUUUGCCUUGUAAAAACCAUAACAUAAGCCAAUACAUGUCACUGAUAACAAAAUAACAUUUUUUUUUGUGGUCGGGAGUAUAAAUUAAAUCACACAUUGGACUUGUAAAAGUUCCUACCUAAUAAGUGCAUUUUAGAAUGAAGGUGAUGCAUACCAGAGUAAAAAGAAUGACGGUUACAAAAAAUGUGUUGGUGGCUUUGCUGAUGGGUAUGGCAUGCGGUUUCAUGUUGGCCUACGUCAGUCUCAUACCCAUGGGGGCCCUUAAGUUGAAUUUAAACGACGCUCAUUACAGCAGUCAGCUGGAGUACGCAGAGGGUCCCACCUAUGACCCGGGUGUUCACAAUCAUGAGGAAGAGUUUCAUAACAUGGAGGACACCUCCGUGGCUGAUAACUUAACUAGGAAAGUUCGGGUUUUAUGCUGGGUCAUGACCCAACCGAAGAACCAUCAGAAGAAGGCGAGGCAUGUGAAGAAUACGUGGGGAAAGAGGUGUAACAUUUUGCUUUUUAUGAGCACCGCAGAAGAUGAAUCAUUGCCAGCGAUUGCCCUGUCGGUGAAGGAAGAAAGAGAUUUUCUUUGGGCGAAAACCAAAGAAGCGUUCAAAUACAUUUACAAACAUUACUUAGAUAAGGCCGAUUGGUUUCUUAAAGCUGAUGAUGAUACUUUUGUGAUAUUAGAAAACUUAAGAUACAUGCUGAAACCGUACAAUACAUCCGAUCCCAUAUACUUCGGCUGUCGUUUUAAACAAUUUGUCAAACAAGGCUACAUGAGUGGAGGAGCUGGUUAUGUACUAAGUAGGGAAGCAGUAAAACGUUUUAUUGAGAUGGGAUUGCACAAUGCCACACACUGUUAUCGAGGUGAUCGAGGCAGUGAAGACGUAGAAUUGGGUAAAUGUAUGGAAGCAGUUCAUGUGAAAGCUGGUGAUUCCAGAGAUAGUCAUGGAAGAGGCAGAUUUUUCCCUUUUGUACCAGAACACCAUCUUAUCCCUGGUCAUGUCUCAAAAGAGUUUUGGUACUGGAAAUACAUUUACUAUGAUAGUAAGGAGGGCAUGGAAUGUUGUUCAGACAAUGCAGUGUCGUUUCAUUACGUCAGCCCUAAUCAAAUGUACGUGCUCGAGUAUUUAAUAUAUCAUUUGAGACCGUACGGUAUCACCUACCAUGUCACCUUGUCUUCUAGUCAUCCCGAUGGAAUCUCACUCAGUGAUAAGGACAACAAGUCUACUAUUGCACAAAAUAAUUAAAGUAGGUACCGUAUUUAUUAUAAAUAUUAUUAAAAACACGGAAAUCUCGAUAUUUUACCAAAGAUUUAAAGACAAAAAAAUCACUCACUCGUACUUGUAAUUAAAAAUAUCUUAAAGCUUCAAAAAACAUUCCCACCACGACAUUAUUUUAUUUUUGGAACAGUUGCCAUUAAUUAUUUAUUUAAUUUUUUAUGACAUUUACGAUAUCAUUUAACUUGAAACCUAAAGAUAAUGUUUAAAUUCAUUUUGGCCUUAAAAUAUGAUCAAGUAUUAGAUUACAAAAUUUAUAUAGGUGCAUUAAAAUUCAUAAUUUCAUAUUUUUAAUUAUAAAAUUCUCUUUAAUGCAGUCUUUUGUGAUUGAUGCGGUACAUUUAGUCAUUUGGCUGUGCAAAUACUAAAAUUAAUAUCAAUUCUUAUUCCUUUUCCAAUUUUAAGUGCCAUUUAUAUUAACUUUAUCUAUAAGGAAGGAUUUAUUAUUUAUACGUGGUUUUUUGUCCAUUUUUUUUACUCUUUGAUAACUAGUUAGUUAAAAUGCUGCAUUUUUAUGUACAUAUAUAUACAUUUGUGUAUUUUUUGCGAGCAUUCAUGCAAUUGAUUUCUAUAAAAAUGUAUUUUAGAAAAAGUAGUUGGUAAAUUACCUUCUUAGCCAUUGGGAUCUUAUUUAUAACUUAUUUGAUAUUAACAUUUAUUUUCGAAUGUACUUUUUUCGUGGAACGAUUUUUGACUAAACGUCCUUACAAUACAUUUAAAAAACUUUAUUAUUAGUGAAGAAAUAGUAGUAACGAUAAAGAAUCUCAUUUUGCUUUUUUUUUAUGUAAUUAUAAUUACUGACGGAAUAUCGUAU
This is a messenger RNA of Agrilus planipennis (emerald ash borer), 2328 nucleotides long. Its product is annotated as glycoprotein-N-acetylgalactosamine 3-beta-galactosyltransferase 1-like. The coding region runs from base 384 to 1484 and encodes 366 amino acids. The transcript is spliced from 6 exons. Gene Ontology annotation, cellular component: membrane. Gene Ontology annotation, molecular function: N-acetylgalactosaminide beta-1,3-galactosyltransferase activity. Lineage: Eukaryota; Metazoa; Arthropoda; Insecta; Coleoptera; Buprestidae. The record is from RefSeq and is a predicted model, not a curated record.